AUGUUAAAGCAAUACCUCCUACUCAGAGAGGAGAACACACCUUGGAAGAAGUUCCUGACCGCGAUCGGCUACACUUGGCUUCAGAGGCAGUUGAAGGAAGCAGAUGCCAAGAAGAGCGAGGAGGUUAACACAAGCCUCUUCGUUCACAUUGUGGAGUCAGACUACUUUGAAUCCGCCAUGGGGCUGGUGAUGCUCGCGAAUGCCAUCAUGAUCGGCUUCCAGGUUUCCAGCACCGAGGAGGAUGAGUCCAGCGCAGAGCUUUACGCGAUCCUCGACUUUGUGUUCACCGUGAUUUUCGUGGUGGAGCUGGUCUUACGCUACUGUUGCGAAGGAUGGAGAUGGUGGUUUCGAGGUUCCAACAUCUUCGACGUCGUAGUUGUGUUAGCCACAAACGUAGUUCCCGUUUGGAUCCUGGUGCCGCUUGGAAUUGACCCUGCCUUGAUACGGCCGUUUGCGGUCCUGCGUUUAUUUCGGCUGGUCAAGCUGAUGAAACUCAUCAGAAAGUACAGAAGUCUCCGUACACUCUGGAACCUGUUCCAGGGGGUCCUCGGAAGUGGCAAAAUUCUGCUCUACACGGUCCUGGUGAUGGGCACUACAUUGUUCAUUUGGUCAGUGCUGGCUGUCGUCUUGAUAGGCCAGGACCCGAGAACUAAAGACCAUCCCGACGUGAUCUUAUACUUUUCCAACGUCCCUGACGCGGUUUUCACGCUCUUUCAGAUCGUGACCUUAGAUAGCUGGUCGGCCAUCGCUCGACCUAUUGGGGCCUUGAACCCCCUGGCAGCUCUCCUGAUUGGCAUGAAUAUUGUUAUCGUUGAGAUUUGUUUGCUGAAUCUGGUCACGGCCACCAUUGUGGAUGCAGCCUUCAAGCGACAGCAAGACGACCAUGAGAUGGUCGCACAGGAGCAGAAGAUCAAGAGCGACCGGCUCAUCGAAGAGGUCCGGACCCUCUUCAUGGAAAUGGACAAGAGCGGGACGGGCAGCCUCAACUACGAGGAGUAUCUGGACGCCGUGAGUGAGAAUCCCCAGAUCCAGACCAAGUUUACCACUUUAGAGAUCGACGAUGCCGAGGAGCUUUGGGAGUUGAUCGACCUGGGUACAGGCAGCAUCGAAGUCGACCAGUUCGCCCAGGGCCUACGCAUCAUCGCUGGGGAGGUCAAAGCGAAAGAUCUUUUCACCAUCAACCGAAGGGUGGGUAAUGCCCUGAGGCGCCUGCAGGCAGCGGUCUACGAGAUGGAGCGACAGGAGGCCAUCGCUGAUCAAAUGCAGGAAGACAUCCACGAAGUCACCCGCCAGCUCACCAAGUCAACCACCAACUUGGUGAAUUUCAUGCGCAAUGUCCACCGCUGCAUACCACGGGGCAGGGUCCUGCUGCGGCCGGAGAAGGCGGACGAGAAGCGCGGGGAGAUUUUCGAGAAGGUCAAACCCCUUCUCGGCACGAACAUGGGCGAGGUCUCCCGCCUCUUCUUCUCCAAUCGAGGAAAGCGUGCGGCACAGAAGCAACAUGUCAACCUUAUUGGAACAAGCCGGCAGCAAGAGAACGAUAUAGAUUUGGAGUGA
This is a messenger RNA of Symbiodinium sp. CCMP2456, 1557 nucleotides long. The record is from the annotation of a GenBank genome assembly. NCBI's taxonomy places the organism in Eukaryota, Dinophyceae, Suessiales, Symbiodiniaceae.